ACAAAAUUCUGCAGCUAGUAACAGAAGAGGUUCACUCUGUCUGUUAGGGCUCCAGAGAAUACAACACACUGACCGAGACAGAGGACGCACACUACACUCACAUAGACACACACACAGACACGCUUUAUACAGAUACAUGUUCCCCGUGUGACCACAACCAUGGGCACCUGGAUUUACCUCAUGGCUUGCUUGGCCUCUGCAGUACACUUCUGUGUCUGCACUCCGCACAGGUUCCUAGUGACUGCACCCAGUGUGUUUCAUGUUGGGGUGAAGGAGCGGGUGUCUGUCCAGGUGGGAAAAUCCCUGUUAAAUCAGCAAGUCACAUGUUACCUGGAGCAGGAGAAAGGAAGAAUCCCAAUGUCUCACAAACAGAGUCAAACCAUCAGAGCAGAGGGUCACAUUGAGACUCUGGAACUGGAGGUGUUUGCUGAUAAAGUGUCAAACCUGAAGUCUGGAACGCCUCCUUACCUUAAUCUGGUGUGUGAUAUCAGCAGUCAGAGGAGAAUAGCCAGAGUGUUAGUGUCCCAGCACUCAGGCUACAUCUUUAUCCAAACCUCACAACCUGUAUACAACCCCACGCAGACGGUUUGGUAUAGGAUUUUUACCUUGGAUCACUCCAUGCGACCAAAAUCAGGCAGUGUCCAGUUAGCUGUCAUCAAUGCUGAAGGAAAUAAGAUUAAGAAGUUAACUGUCCACGUGACCAGAGGAAUUUACUCCAACAGUUUCCACAUCCCUGAUGUCUCAAAGCCUGGAGUUUGGAAGAUUAUCGCCAACUAUAAAGGGGAUGACAGCAAUGUGACCAUUCGAGAAUUUAAGGUCCAAAAGUUUGUUCUUCCUAGCUUCAUUGUGUCCAUCCAACCAGACAUACACUACUAUCUUCUGAGUGCUGAAACGUUCAGUUUUACCAUUUCUGCCUCAUACUCCUAUGGAGAGGCCGUCAGCGGGGGGUUUCACUGUCGGUUUGGGGUGAAAAAGGAACCAGAGGAAAACAGCCAACCUGUGCAGUUCAUAAAGAAUCUGGAACAAACCGGCACAAUUAAGGAACCAGCCCGAGUCAGCAUUCGCACGGCCGAUCUCCGGAAGCUACUCAAAGACGACACGCUGGAAGGCUUGGCGGAGACAAGAGCCCAGUUUUAUAUUGGCGUAACAGUCACUGACACCAGAAGUGGAGAGGUCCAGGAGGGAGAGAUAAUGCUGCCUAUAGUGCUCCAGGCCUACUCAGUCGACCUGUCUCGCACCCGAUCCCAUUUCAUCCCUGGUGUUCCUCUGGACGUUACGGUAGUGGUACACCUGGCAAAUGGUCACCCAGCUGCACAUAAGCAAGUACAGAUAGAUGUAUCAUCUUCAAUUGAGAGAACAGCUGAUAGGGAAACUGACCAAGAGGGCACAGUGCACCAUAGCUUCAAUAUUGAUGGACGACCCACUUUAAUCAAUGUUAAAGUUACCAUAGAGGGAAAGGAGUACAGCAAGACACUGUUACCUGCCACAUCACCAAGUCAGAGCUUCCUGUUUAUCAGUGUGUCCAAUAAUGUUCUAUCACCUGGGCAGAACAUUCCUGUCAGUUUCAACAUUCCCAGUGGACGGCCUGAAGACGGACGAAUUUAUUACAUGGUCCUCAGCAGAGGAGUCCUGAGAAAAUGGGACUCCAUCAAGACUGGAGUACUGACAAAAACUACCGUCUCCAUCAGCCCUGACAUGACCCCAUCCUUCCGCCUGAUUGGCUACUACUACCACCAAAAUGGGGAAAUCGUCGCUGACUCAGUGUGGGUGGAUGUUCAGGACGUUUGUGAGGGAACAAUCAAGAUAAAACCAGAGAAGAACACGUACAAGCCAAGUGAAUUGGUGAAGAUGGAUAUUGACUUGGGGGAUCAAAAAGCUAAAGUGGCUUUGCUGGCUGUGGACAAAGCCAUCUAUGCCCUGAAUGCCCACAACAAACUCACCCCCAAACAGGUGUUUGCCUCCAUGCAAUCCUAUGACCUGGGGUGUUCAUAUGGGGGUGGACAGAACUCUGAAGCGGUUUUUAAUGAUGCUGGCCUCACCUUCAUCUCUCACUCAGAGACAAAGUCUCAGAUGAGAAAAGGGUUCAGCUGUGAGUCAGGCUUCCGGCGACAGAGACGUUCUAUAGACCUUCAGAGUCUGAUGGGGCAGAAGGAAUCGACUUACACUGAUCCCAAGUUGCAAAAGUGCUGUCACCAUGGAUUCACCCUGAUUCCCAUGGCAUUAACGUGUCAGCAGCGGGCGGCCCGGGCAAACAGAACUGAGGGAGAGGACUGUGCCAAUGCCUUUCUCGACUGCUGCCUGCAUGCAGCUAAACUGAGGGAGAAGAAAAGGCUGGAAGACCAGAGCAAAAGCCAUGGCCGCACCUCUGGUGCUUCUGACAUUGAGGACUUUUUUGACAAUUCCGUUCAAGACAUUCGCAGAUACUUCCCCCCCAGCUUUGAGUUCCGUGACAUUGAAGUGAAUGGUAAACAAACGCAUUCAUUCCAUGCACCCGACUCUAUCACCACUUGGGAAAUACAGGCUGUCAGUUUGUCCACCUCUCACGGUAUCUGUGUGGCGGAGCCCGCUGAUGUGCGUGUCUUUAAAAACAUCUUCGUUUCUCUGAGAUUACCGUACUCUGUCAGGCGCCACGAACAAAUGAGCAUCGUCGCCGUAAUCUACAAUUAUGGAAAUGGGGAAAAGGAGCUCGCAGUUCACAUGAAACAGGUCGACAACCUGUGCUCACCUGGAUCAACAACCUCUUCUUCUUACAUCAAUAUCACUUUGGCCGCUCAAUCCUCCCAAACAGUGACCUUCUCUGCAGUUCCCAUGGCAACAGGCGAAAUUCCAAUUACCAUACAGUUGUAUGACAGAGAUUUCGAGACAGGUCUGGAUGCGAUUGUGAAGAUGUUGCUGGUAAAGACAGAGGGGGUGGAGAAGAGAGAGGAGAAAAGUUAUUUUUUCAAUUUGGAUGGCAGAAGUGAGAACCGUAUUGAGAUUGAUGGAGAAUUCCCCAACAACACAGUCCCAGACUCACCCACUAACCUGUUUGUGAAGCUAGAAGGGGAAGUGUUUGGCCAGUCAGCUGCCCUUUCUCUCCUCUCGCCAUCCAGUGUGGAGAAACUGAUCACACUACCCAAUGGCUGUGGUGAACAGACCAUGCUUGGCCUGUCUCCAACUGCCCUUUCUAUUCGUUACCUGGACAAGAGCAAUCGUUGGGCGGAGCUAACACCAGGGCUCAGAGAUAAGGCUCUCGACUUUAUCACGAUAGGUUAUGACAGAAUUCUGACAUAUAAGAAAGCUGAUGGAUCAUAUGGAGCGUUUCCAAGCCGCCCCUCCAGCAACUGGCUGACAGCCCUGGUGGUGAAGGUCUUGGCCCUUGUGGCUGAACGUCAGGUAGAGGAAACCAGACAGGGAGGCAGAUCAGAGAAACUCAUCUCAGAGGAGGACAUCCGGAUAUCAGUCAGAUUUCUGAUUGGUCAACAGAACAAUGAUGGCUCCUUCUCUGAUCCAAACCCUGUCUUGGACAGGAAAAUGCAGGGUGGCAUCGGAGGUGUAGAGAAUGAUGCUUCCCUCACAGCAUUCAUAACCAUAGCUCUCCAUCACUCCCGUCCCUUCCUGGAAGAUGAACAAGACGAUGUGGAAAGCAGUAUCUCGAAAGCCACCGGGUACCUCCAGUCUCGUGUUGAAGCGCUACAGAGGCCAUACGCUGUGGCCAUCACAGCCUACGCCCUGGCCAUCAGCCUGAGAGACAAAAGCCUGGCAGAACCUGCCUGGAGGAAGCUCAAAACAUUGGCGCAACGAGAGAAAGAGUGUAUAGUGUGGCGGUCCGACGAAGCUAUCCGAUUAGACGGCGAGAAAAAGCCACACAAAGUCCCCCCAGCGAACGCGUUAUCGGUGGAAACCACAGCCUACGGCCUUCUGACUGCUCUGGCUCAUAAAGACUUUGAGAUGGCAGAUGCCGCUGCUUGUUUCCUGUCAACACAAGAGAACUAUGGUGGAGGAUUCUAUUCAACACAAGACACUAUGAUUGCGUUAGAGGCAAUGUCUCAGUACGCCAUCAGUCAACCUGAGACUCGAUCUUCCACACUGGACGCUCAAUUUGACGUUCCAGGGAAGGCUCAAAAGGAAAAGCUGGUGUUGGAUAAAACUGGAGAGAAAGUGGAGGCAGAGCUAAAGAGACUAUUAGGAAACAACAUAAAUAUGAAAAUUUCAGGACAAGGAAAAGCCAAAAUGAAGGUGGUGAAGGCUUUCUACUCUCUGGAGCCUGAGGCAAAUUGUGACGACUUGUCAAUCAAUGUCACUGUAGAGGGAAAAGUGGCAUACACGGAACGAGUCAUUGAAAAUUAUAAUUAUUACUAUGAAGAAGAGGGGGAUGUAGAGGAGCAGAGAAGAGAGGAAGAGGACCUCCCUCGUUCGGCCAUCGAGUGGUUUGACGCUCGUACCAGAACAAGAAGAGACACCAGUCAAAGUCUGGAGUCCCAGGACACAGUGAAAUACCACGUCUGUGUCAGUCAUAAACCAGGGCAGGGAAUUUCAGGAAUGGCUAUUGCUGACAUCACACUGCUCAGUGGCUUUACAGCCAACACAGAACAACUGGAAAAGCUGAAGAGCCUUUCUGACAGAUACAUCUCUCAUUAUGAAGUCUCUCAUGGCAGAGUUCUGCUCUACUUCAACGAGAUGGAACAAGAGGGAGAAUGCAUCGCUUUUGAGGCGACACAGAAAAUACCCAUUGGAUUAUUACAGCCGGCCCCAGCUACGUUUUAUGAUUACUAUGAGCCAGACCGGAGAUGUUCUGUUUUUUACUCUGCACCCAAGAGAAGCAAGAUGGUGUCCACCCUGUGCUCUGGAGACGUCUGCCAGUGUGCUGAGAGACCAUGUCACAAAGAAAAGGAAACACUGGAAAUGAAAAUCUUAAAGGACACUCGGCUUGCCUAUGCCUGCUACCAGCCAACAGUGGAAUAUGCCUUCGUGGUUUAUGUGGACAGCGUCACUGUAAAGAGCAACUUUGAGCUCUACAGGACCGUCGUGAAAGUGGUGGCCAAGGCCACUGGAGACAGAGAUGUUCAAACAGACAGCAUUCGUGUGUUUGCCAAGAGGAGGCAGUGCAAAGGCGAACUGGAGGUGGGGAAAACCUAUCUGAUCAUGGGCAAAGACGGAGCCACCACUGAUGCCACGGGCCAAAUGCAGUAUCUGUUAGAUGCCAACACGUGGGUUGAGAAGAAGCUCGAUCCGUCCACAUGCACUGCGUCAGUCAACAAGAAGUUCUGCAAACACUUUAAAGACUUUACUACACACCUCCAACUGGACGGCUGUAACGUAUAAGGACAUGGCUCAGUUUAUACCGUGCCCAGUAUAUUACACCCUUCAGCCUCACAAAUGAAUCUGUUUAUACAGAUGGCAAUUUUAUAAGUAUUAAACAUUAUGCAUUAUAUUGUCAUACAUCAUACAAUCAUACAUUUUUAUAAAGUUAUAAUAGCUUUAUAUGGAAAGAAAAACACAGUGAUGUCACAGUGAUCACAGUAAAUAAUGUCAACCAUGGAAAAGGAUAUGUCCGUUCAUAUUGGUCUUUAUGUCCGUUUAUGCAAAGAACUCACUCAAGCGAGGUUGGAAGCCAUCCUUUUUAAGCUGUAUGCCAUUUUGAUUUAUAUGAUGCUUUCUGAUGACAUAAAGUAGCAGUUCAAAAAACAAAA
This is a messenger RNA of Chanos chanos (milkfish), 5672 nucleotides long. RefSeq names its product complement C4. Gene Ontology annotation, cellular component: extracellular region. Gene Ontology annotation, molecular function: endopeptidase inhibitor activity; protein binding. The transcript has 41 exons. The record is from RefSeq and is a predicted model, not a curated record. Gene Ontology annotation, biological process: complement activation. NCBI's taxonomy places the organism in Eukaryota, Metazoa, Chordata, Actinopteri, Gonorynchiformes, Chanidae. Bases 160 to 5304 code for a protein of 1714 amino acids.